AGCACCUUGUGUGGGCUGGAGGGUGACUGGUUGGAGGACUUGGUUUGGGGCCAGAACAGCCCACUGGAGGGAGGAGCUGCCCCCAAUCGGGUCUUUGAUUGCCUUCCAGGGACCCCCAAACCCUUCAUUUGGGUUGAGCCUGGCUCUGUGGUGCCCACGGAAGCACACGUACGUUUCUGUUGCCAGAGCCCAUGGAGAAGUGGGAGUUUUCAGCUUUGGAAGGAUGGAGGAUGCUCAUUUCAGAUAAACUCCUCCAGAGAGCAGGCUGAUGUCUGCUUUCCAAAUUCAGUAGCUGCUGCAGGGAGCUACAGCUGUCGCUACUCCCGGGGACUCCACUGGUCAGAGCUCAGUGCCCCCCUGCAGCUGCUGGUGACAGGACAUUUCUCCCAACCCUCCUUACGUGGAGCACCAAGUACUGUGGUCUCUGCAGGAGACACAGUGACCCUCCUGUGCCAGGCGUCACCCACCUAUCAUAACCCCAAAUUGAUGUUCUCUCUGCUGAAGGCUGGGGUGCCCCAUCCCGUACAGCGCCAGAGCCCAGAAGGGCGUGAGGCCAACUUCACUCUCCCGUCUGUGAAGGCUGAGGAUGCUGGGAGCUACAGCUGCAUUUACUCAGUGGGAGGGAGAGCAUCAUCUCCCAGUGACACCCUGCACUUGGAGGUGGCAGGUGCGAGGAGAGCCCUCGGGAUACCUCCACCUCCCUUUCCCCCGUAUGUGGGGCUGGUGGGGGGGCAUGGAUGAUAAAAUAGCCUCAUCGGG
Molecule: messenger RNA, 759 nt
Organism: Monodelphis domestica (gray short-tailed opossum)
Lineage: Eukaryota; Metazoa; Chordata; Mammalia; Didelphimorphia; Didelphidae
Product: T-cell-interacting, activating receptor on myeloid cells protein 1-like
Biological process (GO): immune response-regulating signaling pathway
Cellular component (GO): plasma membrane
Source: RefSeq, a predicted model, not a curated record